Molecule: messenger RNA, 3192 nt
Organism: Benincasa hispida (wax gourd)
Lineage: Eukaryota; Viridiplantae; Streptophyta; Magnoliopsida; Cucurbitales; Cucurbitaceae
Product: putative serine/threonine-protein kinase At1g09600
Biological process (GO): positive regulation of transcription elongation by RNA polymerase II; protein phosphorylation
Cellular component (GO): cyclin-dependent protein kinase holoenzyme complex; nucleus
Molecular function (GO): RNA polymerase II CTD heptapeptide repeat kinase activity; ATP binding
Source: RefSeq, a predicted model, not a curated record
GCUCUCCCUCUAUUUUUCUUAUUCCAGUCGCUUUUCAGGACUCAACUUCAAAUUUUAAUUACCCUUCAUCUGCUGGUUUUGAAUGAGUCCAUGAUCCAUUUAUUCCACUGUUUAUGAUGUUGUCUCUAAAAUCUUGAGUUUAUCCCUUUGAUUUUCUCUCUCAAGUUUUAUCCUUAUCUGCUUACUUUUCUAUGGUUCGAAUGCUACGGCUACAUUCAUACUUGAAUAAGAACCCAUGACAUUGGGUUGAAUUUUGAUUUGUUUUUUUUGUUUGUUUUCAAGUCUAAAAGUGGUGGGUUCUUUCAUAUUCGGGAAAACAAGGGGAUUUGUACAUAUAUAUGUGAGAAUAUAUAAUCUUUAUUGGUUUUGUGUUCAGUUUCUGCAAAAUGGGCUGUAUAUAUUCUAAGGUUUUAGCAGAUGAGUGUAGUGAUAAUGAACAUGUUACCUCCAAAAGAGCUCAUUCCUCUAUUAAACACCUCUCUGAAUUCAAAACAUCAAGAUCCGGCUCUCCCAAAUCUGAGAUGAUUUGGGAGAAAGAUAGACUGAAUUGUAGUGAUGUUACAGUUAUGUUGUUCGAUACGACGGCGAACGGUUCACUACGUUCACAUGGCAAGCUUCCUAAUGAGAAGAAGAAGACAGAUAUUCCUGAUGUCACCAUUAUCAACCAUCAAUGUAUCGGAAAGAUUCCGAAUGCUGCCGAGGCCGAGCAAGUCGCUGCCGGGUGGCCGAGUUGGCUGGCUGUGGUGGCUGGUGAAGCUAUCAAAGGCUGGUUGCCAAAACGUGCAAAUAACUUCAUCAAGUUAGAGAAAAUUGGCCAAGGAACUUAUAGCAGUGUGUAUAAAGCUCGUGAUAUCAUUCAAGAUAAAGUUGUGGCUUUGAAAAGGAUCAGAUUUGACAAUAAAGAUGCUGAGAGUAUCAAGUUUAUGGCAAGAGAAAUCCUUGUUUUGAGAAGGCUUGAUCAUCCAAAUAUAGUUAAGUUGGAAGGUUUGAUCACAUCACAAACAUCAUGUACCAUGUACCUUGUUUUUGAAUACAUGGAACAUGAUCUUACCGGACUCGCAUCACGGCCUGGCUCGUCGUUCACCGAACCACAGAUGAAGUGUUACAUGAAGCAACUUUUGAGUGGACUUGAUCAUUGUCAUAGUAAUGGGGUUCUACAUAGAGACAUAAAGGGCUCAAAUCUUCUUAUUGACAACAAUGGAAUUUUGAAGAUAGCAGAUUUUGGGUUGGCUGUUCUCUUUGAUUCACAUUCAACGGUUCCGAUGACGAGCCGUGUAAUAACUCUCUGGUAUCGACCACCGGAACUUUUACUUGGAUCGUCUAAAUAUGGAGUUGAAAUUGAUUUAUGGAGUGCUGGUUGUAUUCUAGGAGAGUUAUAUACUGGCAAACCUAUCUUGCCAGGAAAAACAGAGGUUGAACAACUGCAUAAAAUAUUUAAGCUAUGUGGUUCCCCUUCCAAGGACUAUUGGAAAAAAUUGCAUUUGAAGCAUUCAACAAGCAUGAAACCUCCACAGUCAUACGAAAGAUGUCUUCGAGAAAGAUAUAACGAUAUUCCUCGUGCUGCUGUUGAGCUUAUGGAUACUCUGCUAUCUAUAGAUCCUACAGGGCGAGGAACUGCAGGUUCCGCACUCAAUAGUGAGUUGGAACUGGAAAGUGAAGAUAUUCAUAUUCUUACAAGGGGUUUCUUUAAGCAGUUCUUUACCACAAGGCCCUUGCCAAGUGAUCCUUCAAGUUUGCCAAAAUACCCUCCUAGCAAAGAGAUUGAUUCAAAGCCGAGGGAAGAGGAAGCAAGAAGGCAACAAGGAAUAGGUGGUGGGAGAAGCCAAAUAGUCUACCAAGAAGCAAAAGGACUAAAGCAAUCUAGAGUAGUUCCUGCUGCAAAGCCUAAUGCUGAGUUAGUUAUUUCAUUAUUGAGAAAACAAAGCCGUUCGAGUGCGAAGUACCGGAAUGAAACGUGUUCUUACGGUUUGGUGUCCAAAAGAAACUCAAAUUCAGAACCUGUAACUCAGGGAUCAAGAUAUACAAACUCGAAAAAGGAACCGAAACAUGUUUCUAUGAUUUCGAGUGAGUGUUUAACAUCAUCUGGUCCUAUUGAAUUUGUUUCUUAUAAAUAUGUCAGAGAAAGAAAUGGAGUUUCAAAGCCAGAAUCAAUGAGCCAAAACAAAAGUUUUCCUCUUCUAUCCAGUUCUGCUGAACAGUCUUCCAUAAAAAAGAUGAACAAAGACCAAGUUGAUAUGAAGAAAGUCACAAAUUCUUGUCAGUUGGGAGAUUCAAAGGGCUCAGCUCUAAUAGUUGGAUAAUUUUUUGGUUUUUCAUACUGAUGACCCAUUUUGGAAGGCCAAAAUAAUAUCUGAUCCAGUUUUAAAAAGUUAUAUUUUUUGACCUUCUGUUUGCAUCAUAUCAAUAUGGAAUUACCAAAACGGGUUAUCGUGCAUGCGAGUUAGGAUCUCAUUAGUCUUGCUUUUCAUUUCUUGCUUCGUUCUUUUUUUUUCUUCGAUUUCCUCUUUGUGAUGAUUAAAUGUCAGUGCUUAUUCCUCUUGCUCUUCAUUCUUUACUCUCAUUCUUCGCUCUUUGUCGUUGCUCCUUGAGAAUAGCAAGAGCAAAGAAUGAACAAGAAGAUAAAAAAGCACUGACAUUAAAUGAGGAAACACGAAAAAAAAAACAAGAAUAGAGAAUGAAAUCCUAACCCUGCAUACAUAAUAGUCCGUUUUAUUAAAUUUAUGUUUGGAAGCAAAAGGUCAAAAAAAUUCAAAAUUUUAAAAGUGGGAUAGAUUCUAUUUUGGUCCAAAUUUUGAGUCAUCCCAUACCAAUUAUCUCUAAAUUCCUCCGGUCACACUCAAAGGCUCUCGAAUUAAUUAGAUAAGAACCAAUGAAAAACAUUUAAUGUUCGACGUCUUGUAGAAUCGAAAAGCAAAUUAAAAUUAUGUCGGAUGGUCAUUCAUUGAUCCAUCAAACAAUGUAGAUAGGAAUAGGAUGCUCAAAGAACACAAUUUGUAGGCGUUGGCUUCCUACAAAAAAAAAGGAAAGAAGAAACAUGAAACAAGAGGCCACAGCCAUUUUUUUUUUUUUGGUUCAUUGAGCUAUGUAUAUAAGAUGUUAAUCUCGGCUUUGUAUGUAAUUAAGAAAGAAAAAGAGCCUUGAUGUAUCACUGUAUUUUACACAUUUAUACAAUCAUACAUACAUGGGCUGAAA